GGUCACACUGCAUUUAACAAACGGUCACUCUGCGCUGGGCCGAUGAUGUGGAUUUAAAAUUAAAAUUGUUACAAAUUUGUUUAAAAUUAGGGAUAGCGUAUAGAAAUGGACAUUACCCAGACCUUCAAGGCCAGUGUUAUGACGGUGCGCCUCCAGAGGAAGACCGAGCUGGCUGGCAAGGCGAAACCGGGUCCAGCGCCCACCAAAACUCCAACUGGCCCAAAGGAUGACUUCGCCAAGAAUGCCAAGGAGGUGUGCAACAAGAUCACUUCCCUGCGCAAUGUGCUGAUCGAGAACCGGACCGCCUACAUGCGCAUCGGGCAGCACCUGAAGACCGCCGCCCACAUGACCGACGCCCAACGGGAUCUGAUCGAUCGGGAGUCGGAGAAGUUCGUCACCUUCUACACACAACAUCUGGCCAAGAUGCGUAGCGACUGGAAGGGCGUCAAGCGGAAGGCCCAGGAACGCCAGCACAUCGAUGCCGUGCUGGACCUUCUAGUCAGCUAUCUCCACAGCGUGGAGCAGAUCUAUCUGGACCAGAAGAAGUACCGGGUGCAGCACGAGCUGGAGACCUACAGACUGCUUAAGCUGGCUGCGGACAAGAAGAAGAUACCAGUGCGUCCAGCGGGCAGCCAAAGUGGCAAGUUGGGCAGGCGCCAGGUCAGCAAUGAUGAUGGCGAUGCCAAUGAAGCGUCGCCCUCGGCAAAUGGCCAUGCGGAUGAAUCCGCCGACAACGACUGGAGCAACGAUGGCUGGGGCGAAUGGGAUGAGGACGAGGAUGAAGCCGAAGCGGAUGACCACGAUGGGCAGGAGGAGGCAGCAGGGCCUGCCCAGGCCAGCCAGCACAAACCACGUACGCGAAAGCGAAGCAAGCCCAAUAGGUCCACCCUGAACGACUCAUCCUCCAAGGUGGCUCUGGACGAGGAGCUCCAGAAGCAGCAGGAGCCCUACGACGACGAUCCGUUGAGUGCCGAGGACGUGCAACUGUUCGAGGCGGAGAACGUGCACAUCUACAACUUCCUACAGGGCGUCUCCGAGGAGGUGGAGCAGAUUGAGAAGAACGUGGUGGACAUUGCCCAGCUGCAGGAUAUUUUCACCGAGAAGGUCGCCAUGCAACAGCACAAUAUCGACAGGAUUGUCAGUGCCGUCGUAGGCACCACAGAGAACGUCAAGGAUGCCAACGAGCAAAUCCGCCAGGCCACUCAAAGGAAUGCUGGCCUCCGGGUGUGGUCGCUCUUCUUCCUGCUGGUCAUGUCGUUCUCAUUGCUCUUCUUGGACUGGUAUUACGAUUAAGUAGCCCCAAACUUUAUGUACACCACUUGGGGCAUUAAAUGGCAAACAUGUUUGUUAUCGUUGGAUCGCAUUAGGAGCAUAAUUUGUUUAUUACAUAAUUUAUAAAUAAAAGGAAAAUAUUUGUAUAGGCUA
Molecule: messenger RNA, 1425 nt
Organism: Drosophila gunungcola (fruit fly)
Lineage: Eukaryota; Metazoa; Arthropoda; Insecta; Diptera; Drosophilidae
Gene: Syx18
Product: syntaxin-18
Exons: 2
Coding region: 106-1293 (395 amino acids)
Biological process (GO): retrograde vesicle-mediated transport, Golgi to endoplasmic reticulum
Cellular component (GO): SNARE complex; endoplasmic reticulum
Source: RefSeq, a predicted model, not a curated record